AUGAUCAGAAAUAAAGUUAUUUUGUAUAUGUGUUCAGUAUUUAUUGGUAUUGAAGUUAUUUUAUUGGUUGAACAACAAUUGAUAAUGAUACAACGUGAUGCUGUUCAAGGCUCAAUUGUUAAACAACAAACAACUCCUGUCGUGGGCACCAAUGGAAAUUUAAGUAUGCUAAGAAAGACAACUCUUACCAUUCCAAAAUAUUUUGUACCAGAGACUCUUGUGGCGAAAAGCAUUCAGCAAUUGAAAAGGGAAAAUAUCACUAUGCUUUCGAGACCAACUAUGAAAUAUCCCUGGGCCAGUGAAAGACUAACAGAUUUUGGAAAGAAGAUUACUGAAAGACAAAAAAAGGGUAUAGAUACCGAAAAUCUGCAUACUAUGCAUUUAAAACGACCACACUUUUCAAAAAGUGCAAGAGCAAAGCGAAGAUUGGAUCGAAUACAGCAUUAUUGUGAAGUGAACAAUGUAGAGGGGAAAGUUGAAAGAGUAAUUGUAAAUCCACAGAAAACAGUUUCUUAUUGCAUAUCUCACAAAGUCGCUUCGACACAUUGGUUACGGGUAUUUAGGUAUUUAUGGAACGACACCUCUACAGGGAGUGUUUCAAGUCCGUCAAAAAUAUCCAAGAUUGAGGCUCACUUUUCUCGAACAUCUAAAAUUAAAGAGUUUUCGUUUAUAGAACCGAAGGCAAAGGAUUUCAUCCUGAAUACUUCACGGUUUAUGUUCGUUAGAGAACCGUACAUCCGUUUGUGGUCUGUGUUCAUUGAUAAGUUUGUGUUAGCAGAUAAUUAUUUUUGGUCGUAUCAUGGUCCCCAGAUUGCUAAAGUGAAUGACUUAAAAGUUCUACCAGCAAGACGGCCGUGUUAUCAUUUCAGUUUUAAUCACUUUAUAAAUUAUGUGAUAUCAUCCUCAAAAAGCUACAACACCAUGGACGACCAUAUGAAACCAAUUUCUAGAUUGUGCAACCCGUGUUUGCUGAAACCAGAUUUUGUGGGAAAAGUGGAAACAAUGAAGAAUGACAAUGAAGAGGUAUUAAGAGUGCUUGAUGUAAAUUGGGAAGGUGAUAAAGAUUCGGUUAUCAGUGAUCGAAUCUAUGACGAAAUGAAAACCGUUAUAGAUUUCAACUAUUAUAUCGUACAUACCCUCAAAUUAUUAACAGCGUGCUUAAAUACAGUAAGCGUGGGAGAAAGAAUAUUGAGUGCUUUCGUAUUAAAUGGAUAUAUACCAGAAAGUGCCGAUAAGCAGCUUCGCGAAAAUAUGCCGUCAACGAAAGAAAAACUUUUGAACAUGAUGUGGAAAGCAUACCAAUCUUCAAAUAGAACACAUAAAAGCGUCAAUGAACAAAGGAAUCGGCUGAGGAGAAAGGCCUUUCAACUCAUUCCUUUAGAUUCCCUCCAUGAACUUCAGCGCAUCUAUUAUGAUGAUUUCAAUUUGUUUGAUUAUCGCCUUGAUCCGCCUGAAAUAUUUUACAAUAAAUCCGUUUCUUAA
This is a messenger RNA of Lottia gigantea (owl limpet), 1482 nucleotides long. RefSeq lists its product as hypothetical. The transcript is spliced from 3 exons. The coding region runs from base 1 to 1482 and encodes 493 amino acids. Lineage: Eukaryota; Metazoa; Mollusca; Gastropoda; Lottiidae. Gene Ontology annotation, cellular component: membrane. Gene Ontology annotation, molecular function: sulfotransferase activity. Gene Ontology annotation, biological process: carbohydrate biosynthetic process. The record is from RefSeq and is a predicted model, not a curated record.